AAUGCCUGUCAGUUCUUGCGCGGCGAUUCGUGUGUGAGGAGUGGCGCAGCGGCGGAAGCUAAAGCUGCAGAAAUUUGACAAUAUUGAUAAUUUGGUGAAUUUUUGUUAAAGUGAUGCAAAUUUGCGGGGCCUCUACAUCGCUCUGAAUGAAGCUGUAACAUAAUUUGGAUACGAAUCCGAUUGGAGGCCGACCCCGACGGGUGAUGUGAGUGGGGCCGAUGGCUGGCGCCGCCCCGAUCUCGGACAGCUGCCGCCGCCUGCCGCCGCUGCUGCUCCUGCUGCUGCUGCUGCCGGCCGGUCGAGCCGCCGCAGUCGUCACCGCCGACACCCGCUGUAUCCGCCUGCUCAACUCGACCAACGAGAAUGGACACCGGCGCUCCAACGUGCUCGUCAAUGACACGUGCGGCUGCGACCGGCUCUCGCUGUUUGUGAUGCUAAACUCCAGCGGCAUGCCGAUCGACUGCGGCCAGAACGGCUCCUGGCACGACGCCAAACAGACGGCGCCGGUGUCGGACGGAGUGGCCGUCUUCCGCACCGUGGUGGCCGGCUGUUUUGAGGCGCGCUGCACGUGUGCGAACGGCAGCCACUGUCGCAAGUACUGGCACUUUGACGGGCUCGACUACUAUGACUACAACCUGGAGAUAUCGGCGGUGCAGCUGGCCGGCCGGCCGCCGCGGCUCGACGUGCACCUCAAGCCGGACAAAAAUGCCACGCAGUUCUACUUUCCGCGGCUAGAGGUGCGUCUGUACCGGUGUCCGGAGGAGCGGGACAAGGCUUGCGGACACCACCGCGUCGCCGGCCCGCUGGUGGCCGACGCCGCGCCCGACGUGCGUGUCGAGUUGAACGGCUCGCGGGAGCCUCUGACUCCCGGCCGGUACCGGCUCGAGGUGCUGCCGUCCGACUCGUGGGUCUGUCAGGGCAGCAACAAUGGCUGCAAGCGGAUCGUAUUGCCCGUGCGGCUCAGCGACACGCCGACAGACGCCGGCGCGGUGCUGCCCGCAGCCGGCGACGAUCGCAUGAAGGCACUGUACGCCGUGGUUGGCGUCACCCUGGCGGUCAUCGCCGCCGGCCUGGUGUUCGUCUGGCGAGAGUGCACCGCCGUGCGGCCCGGCCAACGCGCGCCGUUCUCGGCGAAGACGGCGGCGCCCAGCGGCGCGCAGGUGCUGCUCGUUCACCUGUGGGCCGGGCAGCGGCUGGCGCAGCUCAAAUCCGACCUGCGCGACGCCGGCCUACAAGUGAGCGAUUUCCAGGAGCGCAAGCUGGCCUCGCUGCUGCGCGCCGUGCCCGUGGCUGACGUGCUGACCUCCGAGCGGCUGCGACACGCCAAGAUCGUGUUCCUGUGCUCGGAGCGCGCGCUGCAGCUGGAGCAGGGCCCUGCCACCGCGCUGGGCGGCGGCGGCGCGGAGAAUGGCACCAGCACCACCGGCGGUGGGUUCUCGGCCUCCAGCCGUCUGGUCGGCCACGAGGCCACCUUCAGUGCAGUGCUGCACUGUGUGCGUAACAGCGCGCUGGCGCAGGACUACCGGCGCGUGUUUGUGGUGCUGCCGGAGGGCGGCGGUGGCGGCGAUGAGGCCAGCCCGGCCGCACUGGUGCCCGGCUGUCGGUUCCGAUGGCCCGCCGACGGGCCGGAGCUAAUUCGGCAGCUGGGUCUGUCUCCGACAGAGACCGACUGUGAUCAUCGGGUGGUGUGAAACCCGCCGCCGGUCAGAGCGUGCGGCCGGUGCUCAGAGCAAUGCGCGAAGUGCGGUAGUGCCGCGGUCAGCUAGCUUAGAAGCCGCCGGAGUGAGGGUUUGGUGAUAACGUUUGGUAAAGAGAUGACCGCGGCGGGGCAGAGGCCGGCCGCUCGCUGGCUGUGUGGUGCCGCCGCGAGCCGCUGUGCCGGGAGGACGGACGGAGGCGCGCGCUGCGAGACGCGCAGAUGUGAUACGGGCUGUCGGGCCACGCUGCUACGUGACACGGGUCGAUGGUGAGACGGGUCGCGCACUGAGGAUGGCCGUCCGCCGCCGCCGAGACGGAAACCGGCCGAGGAGCGACUGCUGCGGCAUGCUGUGUAUACCGCUGCUGCUGCCGCCGCCGCUGCUGCUGCUGCUGCUGCUGCUGUGGUCGUCGCCGCUGCUGUGGUCGUUGCCGCUGCUGUGGCUGUUGCCGCUGCUCCUUUGCAAUGUGUUCGUUCAAGGGAUGCUGAUUUCACAUUCUAAUCAGACCUCGAGCUUUAAUCUGUUCCUGACUGUAGAGUUUUAUCGGGCACACCUAUGUUUGUUUUGAGCUUAGAUUGAUAGGCAUUGUUGUGGUCUGCGCGCACCUGUGCUGUGGCCGGUCAUCUUCUGAAGCGGCCGGCUGUUUUAUGUACUUAGUGGUGAAGUGGUACCGAGCGAUAUUUUGCCAAUCUGCGCGGACCGAGCAAGAGGGUCACUGUUCCCGCGAGGCAUUGCUGUGUUCAGAGUUCGGGAUGCCUGCUGCACCACCCGGGUCCCCUGCCGACCGUCGGGCAGUCUAUUUUCUUCAGAGGGCAGCUACCGCCGGCUGCUAACGCGUUGUUUUGUGGUGUUACGGGCUGAUCCAUCCUUGCCGCUGUGAGAACCUGUACUGUGUUGGGCACUGUUGGUGUGCUGUGUGCUCCUGUGUGCGCUGUUGUGCCCGCCCCGCCGCCCUGUGUUGCGCACAGCCCGCGACGCGACGGGACCGGCCCGUCGCCCGCUCGUCAGUGUUUGUCAGUCAGUCUGUCGGUGUUUGGUUGUGCGGCCCGGCUGUGCUGUGCCGGCCCAGUGCCGUAUCGCUCGCUCGGACUGUUGUUGGUCGUGUUGUGUGCACCGGUCGGGGCGCCGCGCCUCCGGCCAGCCGCUGAGAUCUGAGCUGCGCUGUCGGAGGGACCGGCCGGACCGUCUCCGCGCCGAGCCAUGAGGGAGGAGGCACCGAUGCGCACCGCGUGGCGCCUCUCCCUCCCACGGCCGGCGCGGCGGCGCUCCGUCGUUUUUGCGUCUCCUAAUUCAGCUAAGCUGCUGGGAUUUCCAGUUGCGGAAACGUCCGUGCGCCUCUUUUCCUCUGAACGCGGACCGUUUUCCUAUAGGCGGCGUGUGGCCGCUGGCGCCGGAGGACGGUGCCGCGCGGCCGGCCGGGUCGCAGGGGUGUCCUCGUGGCCCAUCGGCGCGCACAGGGGGCUCCGACCAGCGACCUGAUACAGUCGGCACGUGUCCCCAGCGCGCUGGCCGGCGCGAGGGCCCCCUGCACCCGGUGACGCGCGUCAGAAGAGCAGGACAUAAUAUGGGUGUUGACGUUGGGGUGAUAUUGUUUCUACCUGAAAAUAUACCUACUCUGGUA
Molecule: messenger RNA, 3318 nt
Organism: Amphibalanus amphitrite
Lineage: Eukaryota; Metazoa; Arthropoda; Thecostraca; Balanomorpha; Balanidae
Exons: 2
Coding region: 219-1691 (490 amino acids)
Source: RefSeq, a predicted model, not a curated record